AUGGCGGCGCCCGUCCUGAGAGUGUCUACCCCUCGAUGGGAAAGAAUAGCCAGGCUCCUUGUUUGCGUAUUGGGCAUAUUGUUGUCUUUAUACGCUUAUCAUGUGGAAACGGAAAAGGCUAGAGACUCGAAUUAUCGGGCCAUGUGCGACGUGAGCGAUUCUAUCAGCUGUUCAAAAGUCUUCACCUCCAGGUAAUUUAAAUUCAACAGCGGCGCGGAGUACUAGUAGCAGCGCUCUGGAUGAGACUGGGCUGUUAUUUUUUGGCAUCAUUGUGCUAAACUGUCAAUGUUUUAGCAUGCGCUGUUCUUUAGUACAUUUAACAUUUCAGCGCUUACUAUUGAUAAAAAACGUAGCCUGUUUAGUGUGUAGAAGCUAUCGUAGCCAAAUUGCUAACACUACGAUACUUACUAGCUAACGUUAUUCACCAGCCAACAACUAGCUAGCUACUAGCUGGCUGUUUGUUAGAUGUUAUGAAGUGGUGUAGUUUCAUUUGCGUGGAUGUAUACUUUUGUUCUCCAACCUUCUUAACACUGAUAUUUAGAUGUAAUUAGAUUGCUAAAUUAGCUAGCUAGCGAAUAGGGCGCCACCCGCAGCAAGUUAACAUUGGCGAGCUAGACGAGAGGCGUAACCAUUCAGCCAGUUCUGUGUAGCAUUUUUUUAGCUGUAUGAAUCAGCUGUCUAAUCUACACAUUAAAUAAAUUGGAGAGUACCUCAAACAAGUUUUCCAAGAUCUUAAACUGAUAUCAUUUUAAUAAGUCUCACUACAAUUUUAGAAACUGUAGGCUGCUUUUGUAUAAUUCCAUAGCGAUCUCAAAUAUGGGCCUUGCAUUUCUGCCCUCAUUGCGAUUAGUUGGAUUGUUCGCUGAGGGCUGUAAUAUAUCAAUGACAAGAUGAGCAACCUAAUCCUUAUAUUGGGAAAUACAAAUCAUUGUAUAUUGACAAAGCUGAAGUCGCAUAAUAAGGGCAUCUGUUGUCUGAAACUGUUGAAUAGUCUUCUGUUGUAUGAAACUAUAGUCCUAAUGUGAAACUGUGUCAUGAGAGUUCAGCCUGUGAUUGUUGGUCAUACUUAGUUCAUGUGCCCAAGGGAUCUUAGGAAAUGUAUUUGUGAGUAGCUAUCUGGGUUAUAGGACAUACACACUCCUGUUUGGUGUACAAAUGCUGACAGCCAGGCAAUGUCAGGUCUCUGGGGGAAAUACAGGGAAGAGGUUUUUCAGACAUGGUGCACAAGUCAUGAGAACAACACUGCUGAGACAUUCAGUUUCUCAACCAUACUCUGCCUGCCAAAAGCCAUCAUGUGCGGCCUUGAAUAACACGCAAAUAACCAACCUGAACCUACCCUUUGAAGUGUCAUCGUGUAGGACUACAGUAUUUUGUCUCAACAAGGAGAGGUUUUUUUAAAUGGCAGAGAGUAGUGACUGGAUGCUCGUGGCCUGUGUGACAGGUCUGUGAACUGUAUACAGGAACCCUAUAGGGAAGUAGGCCUAACUGCUAGGCCAGAAUGGUUAUAGUCUGACUGCAAGACAUUUGGCCAAUAACCUUGGUCAGAAUUGUUGGAUAAGUCAUUGUAAUAACUUAAGGCGUCAGUGACUCAGGUAGCCUACACUGCCUCUUAAAAAGACUAUGCCAAGUCAUGCUAUUUUCCCUUGGGCUUUGAAAGCCAUGGUAUCCAUAUUCCAGAUGAAGGGGAGGAGACAGGUUAAAGAAGGAUUUUUUAGCCUUGAGACAAUUGAGACAUGGAUUGUGUAUGUGUGCCAUUCAGAGGGUGAAUGAGCAAGACAAAAUAUUUAAGUGCCUUUGAAUGGGGUAGUAGGUACCAGGCGUACCGGUUUGAGUGUGUCAACAACUGCAACGCUGCUGGGUUUUUCACGCUCAACAGUUUCCUGUGUUUAUCAAGAAUGGUCCACCACCCAAAGGACAUCCAGCCAACUUGACACAACUGUGGGAAGCAUUGGAGUCAACAUGGGCCAGCAUCCCCGUGGAACGCUUUUGACACCUUGUCUGAUGAAUUGAGGCUGUUCUGAGGGAAAAGGGGGUGCAACUCAAGUUGUAGCAACUCGCAUAUCACAACUGCUGCUACCAGACUUGUUAAACAGCUCAGUUUAUACACCCAUCCUCUCCUUCCCCAAUACAUGUACAAAUAUUGGACUAUAAAUUGUGCCUUCCUGUAUUAUACAUAUGCUAAAAUGUAUAUUCGUUUCUACUGAGCCAUUUAUUUUAUGUUCAAAUUCUUAUCUUUUAUCAUUUCUUAUUGUUGUUGCAUGGUCGAGAAGGAACCUGCAAGGAAGCAUUUCAUUGGACGAUGUAUACCAUGUGUAUCCCAUACAUACGACUAAGAAUUGGAGUCGACAUGCGUCAGCAUCAGGGUUGGAAAUGAACACCCGCCAAAUGCGGGUAGAUUUAGUCAUUGGUGGGUAAGAAUGUCUAUUUCACCAGCCAUGUUGGCGGGUGGUCUCACAGAGCAUUUGGGAACAGUUGUUUUUAAAUCUAAAGGCCACAUGUGCCUCCCGAGUGGCGCAGUGGUCUAAGGCACUGCAUCGCAGUGCUAGCUGUGCAACUAGAGAUCCUGAUUCGAAUCCAGGCUCUGUCGUAGCCGGCCGCGACCGGGAGACCCAUGGGGCGGCGCACAAUUGGCCCAGCGUCAUCCAGGGUAGGGGAGGGAAUGGCCGGCAUGUAGCUCAGUUGGUAGAGCAUGGCGUUUGCAACGCCAGGGUUGUGGGUUCUAUUCCCACGGGGGGCCAGUCUGAAAAAGAAAAAAGAAUGUAUGCACUAACUGUAAAUUGCUCUGGAUAAGAGCGUCUGCUAAAUGACUAAAAUGUAAAUGUAGAAGAUGGUCGUAUUAACAAGAAAGGCUACUGCAGUGUGACUUUGUCCUCGUGUUUCUUGUCCAGUUAUAUCAUUUUGUUCACACGCUAGGUUGUUUUUCAAUGUUAGUUUGAGAUUGCUGCAACUGUCUGCUUCUAGGAAGAUGUACCAGUCAGGGAUUUUUUUCAUCACGGACAAGCGAGUGCCCAAGUUACCACGGUAAUGGAUGGUUAGACAUUUACAUAAUGAGAACCUGGAGGAAAAUGGGGGAGGGUCAUGCUUUUUCAGUCAGGGGGAGGGUUUAGUAUUUAUUAAAUCUAGUCCUGGGGAGUGUCAUGUAAUUUGUAAUUGAUUAAAUUUCCAUAGUUGCGUACUAGGCUAUAUAUCAAUGUGUGCCCGAUGCCGCCACUCAUCUCUGAUUCUCCGCUGGGUGCGCAAUAUCAAGUGUGUCUAUAGGCUAUUUAGUGUGGUCUCAAUCAAAUGAUACGAAGUGCAUGCUCGGAGAAGCAUAGAGCAAAGUUAUAUUUCUAAGAAAAUGUACUUCCUUCUAAAGUAUUUUGCGCUGCUGGGAUUGUGUAAAUAAAACUAGGCUGCAUUACACACUGGAAUGCAUAUUCCAACCCUUAGCCCUGGGCUGCUCUGCUCUUGCUGAUCAAAACAUUUUUUUGUACUGCCUAACUAAUGGCGGCGCUGUGUAGGCCUAUGGUGGCAGAUCAAGAGAAGAGUCAAAAGCUUCUUCUGAAAAUAAUUUUUGGUUAGGCCUAGUCCAAAAAAUGAUUAAUCGUGCGCACGGACUAGCCUAUAUGCUCUGUUCAGUUUGAGAAGGAGAGCGCGAAUAUGAGGAGGAGGACAACUUUGAUAGCUUGCUACUACUAUUAUUGAUUUGAAUAAAACAGUAUGUUUCUUGCCUAUGAUGUAUUUAUCAGAGUUAUUGACCUCACAAUAAGCCAGAUUCAAGUAACUUGGUGCUGAAACUUGAAGCAGCAGCCGUGGCACAGUCAAUCUGAAAUGGACAGCUCAUGGUGCUGAAAGUAGGCAAAUUCGAGUAGGCAUAAUUCAUUUAAACAGUCUUCAUUUUAAUUUUGACUUUACUAACAACAAGAGAGCUUUAUGUUGGAGCUUAUUUCUUCCUAUUUAAGAAAUAAGAGGUAGGCAUACCUGUUUGACAGACGAAAUUAGGCUAUAGGCUGCUAUCCAUCGAUAUUUCGGCCAAUUCCUCCACCCACCAUGCAGUCUUCAAAUAGCCUACCUCUGUGUCAGUGAAGAGCUAUUAAGUUAAAACCAGGACUCGAAUUGAGAGGGUAUGCCAUAGGCCUACCUUAUGUUAAAGAAAAUGUCAAAAAGCAUAGGCCUACCCCUUUUUUUAGCUUACGAUUUAGAAGUAAAUCUAACGAUUAUAUAAAGUGAUCUAUAACAUCGCUUUGGUCCACAAUGCUUUAUGCUAGAAACAAGUUGUGAAAUACCUGGGAAAGUGGUGACUCCAAUGCAUAUUUGGAUAUCUUUGUUUUGUUUCUUUGACAUUGAGGCUGAGCUACAACCUUCUAUAGCUUGGGAAGUAAUCUAAUUCUGAAAGCUAUUCACUUUCUUUACAAUAGAGAAUGUUUAAACCAAGACAGCUUUUAGGGAAACACUUGUGACUUUCUCUCGUUGGGUUAAGCCACGGGAGAAGAGUAGCCAGUAGUUAAAGUUUAUAUUUGUCUGAGUUGGUAGGCCUACUCUGUCUGGGUUGGAAAUGUAGUCUUAACUUUUGAAAGUACCAUGCUCAGAUUCACAAUGAUGCCUUAGAUUUAAUUAUUUGCAAACAGUGACAGUUUUGUUGCAAACAAGACACACUGAUUUGGCAUUUGAGAAAUAUGAUAAGAUGAACAUAUAGGCCCAACUCUGUCCAUUCUUAGCCUCUAAUUUCUGUGGCAUUAAAAAAUAUUAUACUAAGGUCUCCAGUCACGUAAAAUACCGUAGAACUGCGUGACCCACAACCUGGCUCGCAGCCAUGUGGCUAUCAAAAUUCCUGCAUUCCUUACAGGACCAAGAACAGUUUCUAAAACUGCAUAUCUAAGUCUCUGGUAAAUGGUAGACAUGUUCUCUGCUAUCCACUUUGUUUACAUUUUUAUUUUGCUAUAGGGGAAGGUCUUUUAAGUGUUCAGGGGAGGUUUAGUUAAAAUAUAUUUUGCUGAAGGGAGGGCCAUCCAUUUUCAUUUCAGAGAGGUCCGAUUUUCUCCAGGUGACCCUUAUUAUAAAUAACGUACACUCCCUAACGGCCCGCCCCUUAAAGGGGCAGCUGAAAUUUUUGGUCUCACCUAAUGAUUGCGCUUGAUUGAGCAUGGAUCACUCCUAAGGACUUUUAUUCAUGAACUUUUUGUAAUUUCUUAUCAAAACACUCAAAUACUUUAGUUGUUUUCCUAGAUUUAUUUGUGUGCUUCUACGUUUUUACAUGUACUCCUUGUAAAAAAUAAAUAAAAAUGUCAGCGUGGUGCCCCGAAAUAUAAUAAAUAAGCCAUAUCACUUAGCCUUUUGUGGCAGGGUAGGCACUUUGUUGGUUCUUGAUGUUCAGUUGUAGAAUUGUUUCUGUUUUUACUAUUGUAUCUAAAUUAUUUAUUGUAACAUACAUUGGUUAAAAGACGCAGUUCACAAAAAUUUUAUGAAAUUCAGCAAUAUGCCCCAUUACUUCUUACUAUUAAUACAUUUAUUGUCUUAGAAAAAUAGAAAAGCAUGCUCAUCCGUAAAAGUAAAUAAAUGUUGAUGUAAUUAUAGCGAGAGAGAAAAAAUUCCGCAGGUAAAAUAUCUGAGUGGCUAGUAGAUGUUUAAAUCUGCCUGCGAUAGUGGCUGGUGGGCCAAAAAGUGAAUUUCCCUACCUGGCCAGCAUCCCUGUGGUAUGCUUUCGACACCUUUUUAGAGUCCGUGCCUCAACGAAUUGAGGCUGUUCUGAGGGCAAAAGGGGGGUGCAGCUCAAUAUUAGAAAGGUGUUCCUAAUGUUUAGUACACUCAGUGUAGGUCCUAAAUGCAGUGCUUAAAUUCUGCUGUGAACAAUGCAGUGGUGUGAUCCUGUGGAGGCAGUGCAGGGAGGGGAGAUGUCAAACCAGGACCAGUGGUUGUUGCGCCACUCAGAUUUCCAGGGUACUUGGUUAUCUUGCUUCUGAAGCCGUACAGUAGGCCUCUGGAAUUUCCACUUACAAAGGGAACAAUGGUUUAAUGAAAUUCUGCUUUUACUUUUAUGAAUAUAACUUGUAAAUGACACUGUUAAGCCUACCUAUUGAGCUACUGUAUCAAAGUGGUUAUACAGUGAGGGAAACAAGUAUUUGAUCCCCUGCUGAUUUUGUACGUUUGCCCACUGACAAAGACAUGAUCAGUCUAUCAUUUUAAUGGUAGGUUUAUUUGAACCGUGAGAGACAGAAUAACAACAAAAAAAUCCAGAAACACUCAUGUCAAAAAUGUUAUAAAUUGAUUAGCAUUUUAAUGAGGGAAAUAAGUAUUUGACCCCCUCUCAAUCAGAAAGAUUUCUGCCUCCCUGGUGUCUUUUAUACAGGUAACGAGCUGAGAUUAGGAGUGCUCCUAAUCUCAGCUUGUUACCUGUAUAAAAGACACCUGUCCACAGAAGCAAUCAAUCAAUCAGAUUUCAAACUCUCCACCAUGGCCAAGACCAAAGAGCUCUCCAAGGAUGUCACGGACAAGAUUGUAGACCUACACAAGGCUGGAAUGGGCUACAAGACCAUCGCCAAGCAGCUUGGUGAGAAGGUGACAACAGUUGGUGCGAUUAUUCGCAAAUGGAAGAAACACAAAAGAACUGUCAAUCUCCCUCGGCCUGGGGCUCCAUGCGAGAUCUCACCUCGUGGAGUUGCAAUGAUCAUGAGAACGGUGAGGAAUCAGCCCAGAACGACACGGGAGGAUCUUGUCAAUGAUCUCAAGGCAGCUGGGACCAUAGUCACCAAGAAAACAAUUGGUAACAAAACUACGCCGUGAAGGACUGAAAUCCUGCAGCGCACGCAAGGUCCCCCUGCUCAAGAAAGCACAUAUACAUGCCUGUCUGAAGUUUGCCAAUGAACAUCUGAAUGAUUCAGAGGAGAACUGGGUGAAAGUGUUGUGGUCAGAUGAGACCAGAAUCAAGCUCUUUGGCAACUCAACUCGCCGUGUUUGGAGGAGGAAUGCUGCCUAUGACCCCAAGAACACCAUCCCCACCGUCAAACAUGGAAGUGGAAACAUUAUGCUUUGGGGAUGUUUUUCUACUAAGGGGACAACUUCACCGCAUCAAAGGGACGAUGGACAGGGCCAUGUACCGUCAAAUCUUGGGUGAGAACCUCCUUCCCUCAGCCAUGGCAUUGAAAAUGGGUCGUGGAUGGUUAUUCCAGCAUGACAAUGACCCAAAACACACGGCCAAGGCAACAAAGGAGUGGCUCAAGAAGAAGCACAUUAAGUUCCUUGAGUGGCCUAGCCAGUCUCCAGACCUUAAUCCAAUAGAAAAUCUGUAGAGGGAGCUGAAGGUUCGAGUUGCCAAACGUCAGCCUCGAAACCUUAAUGACUUGGAGAAGAUCUGCAAAGAGGAGUUGGACAAAAUCCCUCCUGAGAUGUGUGCAAACCUGGUGGCCAACUACAAGAAACGUCUGACCUCUGUGAUUGCCAACAAGGGUUUUUCCACCAAGUACUAAGUCAUGUUUUGCAGAGGGGUCAAAUACUUAUUUCCCUCAUUAAAAUGCAAAUCAAUUUAUAACAUUUUUGACAUGCGUUUUUCUGGAUUUUUUUGUUGUUAUUCUGUCUCUCACUGUUCAAAUAAACCUACCAUUAAAAUUAUAGACUGAUCAAGUCUUUGUCAGUGGGCAAACGUACAAAAUCAGCAGGGGAUCAAAUACUUUUCUCCCUCACUGUUUAACUUAGCAUCUUUAUGAAUAUAACUUGUAAAUUACACUGUUUAGGCUACCUAUCACCUUAUCCGGAUCUAGCCCAAUAAUCACGUGACCUUCUCAGACAUUGUCCUUGGUGUACAUUGCUAUUUGUUGUUUAGGUUGAGUACAUGUAUUUGUGAAUUUGUCCCUGCAUUUCAUCGACAUCACAAUUACCAACAAAUGUCCAUUUGUUUUUUUCUAAUUCAUCUCCCUGUGUAGGUGGGGUCGAGGCUUUGGACUGUUGGGCUCGAUCUUCGGAAUCGACAGUGCAAUGAACCAGCCAAACAGUGUCUAUGGAAUUUUAUUUUAUUUUUUUCAACUAUUACUAGGUAAGACUUUUGAUUCCACAGCCACCGGCUCAUGCUAUUCAAAGUAUGUAGAGAAUUUAGGUGACAAGCCUCCUUGGAUAGUCACUUAGGGCUAUUUGUGCUGACACACCACUCUGUCAGGCCUUCACUCCCUCUUUACUAUGGUUUGACUGCACCCUGGCUCAGAUGAUAAGGACUGAGGACUGUGGAGGUAGUGGAGUGUAUAUUAGAGGUAGUGUUGUCACGAUACCAGAAUUUUUACUUCGAUACCAGGUUUAGUAUCAUUCGAUAUCAUCAAGAUACUUGAUACCGGAAACAAAAAAAGGUGUAUUAGUCAAAGUCACAGAAGGGCACUUGAUCCAGGCAGGUAAAAUCAGCUACUGCUAAAUCUCUUCAUAAACUGGGUAAAUCAAGAUGUAGCCUAGGCCAGUGGUCACCAACCUUUUCUGAGUCAACCGCUCAGAUUAAAAAAUUAAAAAGAGACUUCAAAAAAUGUAAGCCUAUGCAACAUUAACCUAAAAAAAAACAGUUCUGUAGGAAUGAGGUUUGUGCAGUAAGCCUAAUACAUUAUCACAUCAUAUUGGCUUGGCCUGCCAAUAUUGUUCUUCUCAGACCAUAUUAUAUUUCAAACCUCGAGCUAUGAUGAUACAAUAGAUCAGUUGUUGUAUUAUUAGGCACAGCUGAGCAUAAGUGUAAAUCAUUUGCUUUUUUAUUUUACUGGUCUGAUGGCGCCUGCAUUUGAUGGUCAGUCUCAGCGGAGAGAUGGAGAGAGCAGCAAAGGGUCUGUCUCUUACGGGUUCGUCUCCCUGCUCUCUCCUUUUCUUCGGCGAGUCUGACCAGAUAGAUUGGACACUGUUCCACCUAAUGUCAAAACUCGAGUCACAUUGAAUUAUUUCUGUCUCAUGCACAAAUCCAUGUUUCUAUGACCAGAGAAAGUGAGAGAUUUCUUGAUAUUAAAAUAGACAAGAUGAGCCGCAAAUAACAAAAACGCACACAGGCCUAUCGAUACCCUUGGCUACUCGUUCAUUGAAGCCGCAGUACUGCGCGGAAGUAGGGAGAAGCACGUUUUAUGUUUUGUAAAAGUGUUGAAUAAAAAGUGAUGACAGUGCUGAAUAAACUGAACUCACUCGUAAAAACAGCAGCUCUUUGAGUCACUCUGGUCAUGGUUUCAAAACGUAUGAUAUCUCACGUAGGCUAGUAUGAAACUUUGCUGUGGGCCCGGGGUAGUGGAAGGCAGCUGCAGGCACAGUGAUUUGAGCUAUCCAAUUGGCCAGCGCAGUAGGCACACUUGAUUUAGCUCUCCGAUCUGCCGGGUAGGCGGAGUUUGUCCCUUCAGACAAAUGAAAUGGUUCAAAACGGGGACACUUUGCCUAGCCGGGACACAGGGCAGCUGAAUCAAGUCCACGUACCGCCAACAGCGCAAGACGAAUAAAAACAAAUAGGAGCGCAAGGCUUUUCUACAGAAAUGUUUGGUGAUCGACUAGGAAUGUCUUGAAGGUCGAUCGCAAUUGACAGGUUGGUGACCACUGGCCUAGGCCUAUUCACAGUACAGGUGAAUGCAUAUUCAAUAGGAGCGUGUGCAUGCAUUCACUGAUUUCACAGGGCUACAGAUGACAAACAAUCUGUUUCCCUUCCAUUUGGGACUUAUUUCAUUGUACUGAUCAACAACAUUUGCAUAGAAGUAGCAAUAUUUUCUUUUAACCUAGUAAUGAUGUCAUUCAUGACGAGGCACAUGCCCACACAGUCAGUUGAGUUCAGUGAGGGUCCGGGGACAAGACGUCUGAAGGCGUCCGCAUGCUUCCGACCGGAAACAGUUUGGAAAAGUUUGUGCAUAUAUUAUGAUGACGUUUUUGUUCAUUUUGGCUGUUCGUGCACACAACAAGCCGAAGUCGGUAACCGAAGUCUAUGCCCCUUCGUCGGUGAUUGGUCAACAGUAGGGAUUCUUCAAUUAAGUGUUUGAUGUCAUUUAACGAGAGCCGAAUCGUUUUCAUGCAAAUUCUUUCACUUGAGAAAUGCUGAACCAAACAUCUUAGAUGUAAAAUUGCACGACUAAGAUCUCCUCGGCAAAAUUAAUGAUAGAGUUCUUGAUUUAUCUUAGAUUAAUUCUGACUAUUUUGAGGAAGUGCAUACUGGCUACGGCUUCUCAAGAUGGACAAAUGGUACUAUUGCUGCUUUUUCUAGUUUUUUAAGCGAAGGUCUUUUAAGGGAGUAUGAGAGCACACGUUUGCCUAACCAAACUGUGGAAGGCUUUAGACGUGACACCGACAAAAGGGGAAAGUAUCUUUGGAUGUGAGGGAGAGAUGAUUAAGUGAAUUAAUAACGUUUUUGGUAACUAAGCUUUAAAAUCAGCAUAUUUUGCAUUAUGGUUUGCAUAUCAAAUCUAAUUUUAUUUGCCACAUGCGCCGAAUACAACAGGUGUAGACCUUACAGUGAAAUGCUUACUUACAAGCCCUUAACCAACAAUGCAGUUUUAAGAAAAAUAAGUGUUAAGUAAAAAAUAGAUAAGUAAAAAAUCAAAAAUAAUUAAAGAGCAGCAGUAAAAUAAAAUAACAGUAGGGAGGCUAUAUACAGGGGGUACCGGUACAGAGUCGAUGUGUGGGUGCACAGGUUAGUCGAGGUAGUUGAGGUAAUCUCCCGAGUGGCGCAGUGGUCUAAGGCACUGCAUCGCAGUGCUAGCUGUGCCACUAGAUAUCCUGGUUCGAAUCCAGGCUCUGUCGUAGCCGGCCGCGACCGGGAGACCCAUGGGGCGGCGCACAAUUGGCCCAGCGUCGUCCAGGGUAGGGGAGGGAAUGGCCGGCAGGGAUGUAGCUCAGUUGGUAGAGCAUGGCGUUUGCAACGCCAGGGUUGUGGGUUUGAUUCCCACGGGGGGCCAGUAUGAAAAAAAAAUACUAAAAAUAAUGUAUGCACUCACUAACUGUAAGUCGCUCUGGAUAAGAGCGUCUGCUAAAUGACUAAAAUGUAAAUGUAAAUAUGUACAUGUGGGUAGAGUUAAAGUGACUAUGCAUAGAUAAUAAACAGAGUAGCAGCAGCGUAAAAGAGGGGGUGGGGUGGGGUGGGGGGACAAUGCAAAUAGUCCAGGUAGCCAUGAUUAGCUGUUCAUGAGUCUUAUGGCUUGGGGGUAGAAGCUGUUGAUAAGCCUUUUGGACCUAGACUUGGUGCUCCGGUAACGCUUGCCAUGCAGUAGCAGAGAGAACCGUCUAUGACUAGGGUGGCUGGAGUCUUUGACAAUUUUUAGGGCCUUCCUCUGACACUGCCUGGUAUAGAGGUCCUGCAUGGCAGGAAGCUUGGCCCCAGUGAUGUACUGGGCCAUACACACUACUCUCUGUAGUGCCUUGCGGUCAGAGGCCGAGCAGUUGCCAUACCAGGCAGUGAUGCAACCAGUCAGGAUGCUCUCGAUGGUGCAGCUGUAGAACCUUUUGAGGAUCUGAAGACCCAUGCCAAGUCUCCUGAGGGGGAAUAGGCUUUGUCGUUCCCUCUUCAUGACUAUCUUGGUGUGUUUGGACCAUGAUAGUUUGUUGGUGAUGUGGACACCAAGGAACUUGAAGCUCUCAACCUGUUCCACUACAGCCCCGUCGAUGAGAAUGGGGGCGUGCUCAGUCCUCUGGCAGAUGUGUUGUUACCUACCCGUACCCCCUGGGGGCGGCCUGUCAGGAAGUCCAGGAUCCAGUUGCGGAGGGAGGUGUUUAGUCCCAGGGUCCUUAGCUUAGUGAUGAGCUUUGAGGGCACUAUGGUGUUGAACGCUGAGCUGUAGUCAAUGAAUAGCAUUCUCACAUAGGUGUUCCUCUUGUCCAGGUGGGAAAGGGCAGUGUGGAGUGCAAUAGAGAUUGCAUCAUCUAUGGAUCUGUUGGGGCGGUAUUCAAAUUAAGUGGGUUUCUGGGAUAAUGGUGUUGAAGUGAGCCACGACCAGCCUUUCAAAGCACUUCAUGGCUACAUACAUUUGCGUAUUAUCACAAACAAAAUACUAAGGUAGUGAAUUGAUGUUAGCUUAUAAAAUUCUCCUAAGAAGAGCUUGAAGAGUUACAGGGCAUUUUCAUCUAUGGCCCCUUGUGGUCACUGGACAUCGUUUCAUGUUUUUAUUCUCAUGAUCAAGUCAGCUAAGAAGACUUAGGCCAAAAUAUAUGGCCUAAGGCUUACUGUACAUUUGGUUUUGGGUUCUGUUGCCCCAAAUUCUUGCUGCUUUUUUGCCACACAUGGCAUUUACACAGUUCCCCCUGUUAACUAAAAACUGAUAGCUUUAACUUUAUCCUGUAACACUCCCGCCCUUGUACAGUAUGUUACAGUAUGUGUGAGCACUAUGUUGGUCCCUUUCCCCUCUAAUAUAAUUUCAGCACUAUGAAUAGAACCCUGUGCCAGAACCAGAACAUGUCUGGUUAGAAUGUCCUCUACUUUAGAACACCUGCCCUUCCUCCUCCUUUAACCAGAGGAUCCUGUCAUGCAUCUGGCUCAGUGGUUUACUUUCUUAAGCAGACCUUGGUUCAAACACUAUUUUAAGUAAUUUAAAAUACUUUUUCUGUGUUCGAUUGAGCUCUCCUGGCUUAUUGGACCAAGACAAGUCCUAAAACUGCAAACCCACCCAUCUGGCACAGGCUAGAGCAAAUGCAAAUGCAGCAAAUUAUUUGGAAGAUUUCAAAUGGUAUUUUGAACCCAGGUCUGGUCUUAAGCUCUCCACCUUUCAGUAGAAGGGUGCAGCCAGAGAUUUGUGGUGGUCACUCACUAGUGCCAGGUUACAAAUGAGGGGCCUAUGGGCUGCAUAGCACAGAAGCCACCACCAAUGUAAUGGGUGGUGGGUCACUGACUGUCUGAGUCCCAAAUGGCACCCUUUUCCCUAUAUAGUGUACUACUUCUGACCAGAUUCCUAUGGGCCCUGGUCAAAAGUAGUGCACUAUAUUGGAAAUAGGGUGCCAUUAUCUCCCAGAGACCCUUGUUACUUUCGACAGUUUGGGGCUCAGAUUUAAAGAUCAGAAAGACAGCCAGGUGUCCGAUCUCUGUAUUUAUGAUAAUCAUCGUCAAGCAUGAGUCUGCAAAUAAAUAAGUACUUAAGUUAAGUGUUAAGACUUAAAGCUGACUGGCUCGCAUACAAAGUCACCUGACAAGGGCACCCAAGUUAUCCCUCCCUGAUUCAAGUGUACAAGGUCCACCAUUUUUAUCCAAGACUCUUGCUUUUGUCUUUUCCAUGUAGUAGUGUUUGUAAAAGUGAUUAUAUUUCUUCACUGCCAGCCUUGCACAGCCAUGUCUUACUGUACUUGUCUGUGCCGUGCACGUCAUGUCAGUAGCCUAAGCCCCUGCUCUCUCUCGUCUGGUUGGUUACAGGAAUCACUGUGAGUGCGAUGGCUGCCCUGAUCCUCAUGACGACGUCCAUCCUAUCGGUGAUGGGCUCUCUCUACCUGGGCUACAUCCUCUACUUUGUCCUCAAGGACUUCUGCAUCAUCUGCAUCACCACAUAUGCACUGAACUUCAUUCUUUUUAUGCUCAACUACAAGCGACUGGUUUACUUGAAUGAGGCCUGGAAGCAGCAG
Molecule: messenger RNA, 13500 nt
Organism: Coregonus sp. 'balchen'
Lineage: Eukaryota; Metazoa; Chordata; Actinopteri; Salmoniformes; Salmonidae
Source: the annotation of a GenBank genome assembly